CACAAAAGAGAAAUUGAAUCACUUCAUCAGAGACACAAGUAUCAAUUUCAUCGAUGGUACAUUAGUCUUAUGACUGGGUAUAACCUUUGCUUCUAUGGAUAUGGAUCAAAGAAACGACUUCUCGAGGAGUUUUUUGAAAUACAUUUCAAAGAUCAACCUCUAUUAGUGAUUAAUGGAUUUGAACCUAACUUAAAGUUUAAGGAUGCCCUUAAGAUUGUUCUCGAUGGCAUAGUGAAACCAAAACUUGGAUCGCGACGUGGCACAUUCGAGAAACAUGCCGACUUGAUUCGAAGGUACUUUCUAAAUCCGAACCGUAGAACAGAACGCUUGUACAUAAUGAUUCAUAAUCUCGAUGGACCAUGCCUUCGUAACACACAGAUACUAGACACUCUCGGUCUUCUUGCAUCUACUCACAACAUUUUUGUUGUCGCUUCAGUUGACAAUGUUAAUGCACCUCUUCUCUUCGAUCGUGAUCGUGAUGCCAAAUUCAAAUUCAUUUGGAACGAUGCCACGACAUUUCGCCCUUAUGAAGAGGAAUCGAUUUAUGAAGAUUUAAAAGUUAAAAAGCGGAGAAUAGGAUUGACCAUGAGUGUGGUCAUAAGUAUAUUGUCAUCCUGGAUCGUAAACAGGAGAAUGAUGUUUAAAACCUUGGCCGCAUAUCAAAUCAGUCGGUACCAAUGUGGUGCCAACAAACCCGAAGACGCUGGUAUGGAACAUGGAUUAUUAUAUAAUAAACUCCGAGAAGAAUUCUGGGUAGAUGGUGAUAGUAAAUUCCGUAUGUUUCUGAAUGAUUUUCACAAUCAUGAUGUCAUUAAAACUCGGACAUCAGAGUUUGGGUGUAAUAUUUAUUAUAUUCCGUUGGAAGCCGAUGUGUUGAAGAAAGUGCUGAACAAUAAAAAUCUUUUUGAAUGA
Molecule: messenger RNA, 912 nt
Organism: Acaulospora morrowiae
Lineage: Eukaryota; Fungi; Glomeromycota; Glomeromycetes; Diversisporales; Acaulosporaceae
Source: the annotation of a GenBank genome assembly